This is a messenger RNA of Parnassius apollo (apollo), 537 nucleotides long. The record is from the annotation of a GenBank genome assembly. Lineage: Eukaryota; Metazoa; Arthropoda; Insecta; Lepidoptera; Papilionidae.
AUGGCCAACGAUUUGUGGUCAUGUUACUGUUGUACCGAAGCCCUGACAUGUUGGCUGCGCUUGAAACUCUCACCUGAGGAGAUAGAACAGCGAUACCGAAGUAAAGAGAUUGACAGAAUAUUGGAGAAGGACAAACAGACUUUACGGCGACAGGUCAAACUUUUGUUACUUGGUGCAGGUGAAAGCGGAAAAUCAACAUUCCUGAAACAGAUGAGGAUAAUACAUCGAGUGAAGUUUGAGCCGGAACUCGUACGCGAGUAUCAACAUGUGAUUUAUCAGAACAUAGUGAAGGGUAUUCAAGUGUUAGUGGACGCGCGUGACAAGCUUGCGAUCCCGUGGGAAAAUCCGAGGAAUCUGGACAUUGGUCAGCAAGCGUUGCACUUCAACAGCAGUUCGUCACUUGACAGCCUGCUGUUCAUGCAUUAUGCGCCACACAUACACUCCUUGUGGUUAGACAGGGCCAUAAAAAGGGCGUAUGACAGACGGAGAGAAUUUCAACUGGUAAGUUGUAAUGUUCGUAAAGUAAACAAUGUUUGA